This is a messenger RNA of Paramecium sonneborni, 204 nucleotides long. Lineage: Eukaryota; Ciliophora; Oligohymenophorea; Peniculida; Parameciidae. The record is from the annotation of a GenBank genome assembly.
AUGGGUUGUGCUGCUACUAAAUAAUCAAAAAAGCCUGCUUCAGAUUCUUUUGAGGCUCAUAUUCAAUAGUCCAAGUUAAAAAGUGAAGAUUCAAAGGCUGAACUUAAAAUAUUUAAAAUCAAUAAAAAUCCAAUUUUAUAAAGAAGAGCCAGCUAAAAAAGCCCUCUAACUAAUGCUGGAUCCUUUCUUAGUAGAAAUAGUUGA